AUGUUCAACAGGGAGAACUUAUUUGGGAACCGGCGAGAAGCACCGCCAGGACAGACACAACCAGGCCAGGCACCGCGCCAGCCCUCCCGUCAAACGCAACCGCGAUAUGCCGAUGACCCGAGACAAGGCUAUCCGGAAAAGCCAAGAGGAGGACAGAGGAUGCGUUUGCAACCGUGCAAAUGCCCGCAGGAAUGGGUCUUCUCGAAUGUAUGCGGAGUGAGCACGCAAGAUGUAGGAGGGCAAGGAGGUGAGGAGACAUAUCUCCUCAUGAAUGACAGAUAUGUCGUAACUGCUAGAUCGCAUCCGCAAAUCCAGCGAGGACAAAUCGGGAUGAACGACUUUCAGCGUACAUGGAUGCAAGUUGCCCUUACGGAUACUGUAGAGGCAGAAGUGUUUGAUCCGUUCAGACAGGGUGGUCAGGCGUAUUUGGGUAACAUGGACGUGGAGAUCGGAUACGCGACCAGGACCGCUCCUCCUAAUGUGCCUCCAUUCGAUCAGGACCAAUUGGCAGAGCACCUGAUCAACACGCUGCAAAACCAGAUCUUUGCGCCUGGUCAGACAUUUGGUCUUGACGCACGAGUGGCAAAGCUGAAAUUACAGGUGAAAACCGUGGAACUUGUAGACCUGUCACGGAUGGAGCAGGCGGGUGAACAACAGACGCAUCCUCAAGCGCGAGGAAUACUCACACCUCAAACCACCAUCAACUUCUUCAAGGAUGCCAAAUCGCCGAUUCAGCUCAAGGGAUCGAAUAAACGGCCUGCAGCCAACGCAGUCAUUCGGCCGGACUUCAAGUUUGAGAGCUUGGGCAUUGGUGGUCUCGACAAAGAGUUCAGCGACAUCUUCCGACGAGCAUUUGCCUCGCGUAUAUUCCCUCCUGGCUUGGCCGACAAGCUAGGCAUCCAGCACGUGCGCGGUAUCUUGCUAUACGGUCCACCAGGUACGGGAAAGACAUUGAUCGCUAGGCAAAUCGGUAAAAUGCUCAACGCAAGGGAGCCGAAGGUCAUCAAUGGCCCGGAAGUGCUCAACAAGUACGUUGGACAAUCCGAAGAGAACGUCAGGAAGCUGUUUGCCGAUGCCGAGAAGGAACAAAAGGAGAAAGGCGAUGAGAGUGGGCUGCACAUCAUCAUCUUUGACGAGCUGGAUGCUGUUUGUAAGCAGCGUGGCUCGGGUGCUGGCGGUGGUACCGGAGUGGGUGACAGCGUGGUCAAUCAGCUUCUAUCCAAGCUGGAUGGUGUUGAACAACUCAACAACCUACUGCUCAUUGGAAUGACGAACCGCAAAGAUAUGAUCGACGAGGCUCUACUGCGAUCUGGACGUUUGGAAGUACACAUGGAGAUCAGUCUACCCGACGAGCCAGGUCGACAACAGAUUCUGAAGAUCCACACCACCAAGAUGGCGGAGAAUGGCAAGUUGGCCAGUGAUGUUGAUCUUGCAGAGCUAGCGCGCCGCACACGAAACUUCUCUGGGGCGGAAAUCAGCGGCCUCGUAAAGUCGGCGAGCAGUUUUGCUCUGCAACGUCACAUCAAAGGCGGCACGGUUGCUGCGUUGUCAGACGAUAUCAAUGAGAUGCAGAUACACAUGCAGGAUUUUGUGUCUGCGCUGCAAGAAGUCAAACCUCUGUUUGGUGUCAACGAUGAGGCUCUGGAGGUGGCAACUCGCAAGGGCAUCAUUCACUUUGGACCGCAAAUCGACAAGAUCAUCAAGUACGGCGGCGACUACGUCCGACAAGUACGCUCAGGGGACACAGAACUGCUUUCUGUUCUUCUACACGGUCCCUCGAAGAGCGGCCUGACCGCAAUGGCUGCGCAUAUCGCCCAGAAAUCCGAAUUCCCCUUUAUCAAGCUGGUGCGGCCGGUCGACAUGGCUGGCAUGAAUGAAAUUCAAAAAAUACAGCACCUCAGCAAGAUCUUUACGGACGCUUACAAGUCGCCUUCAAACUUACUCGUACUCGACGACAUUGAUCUCAUGCUGGAUUGGGUUCCCGUGGGCCCGCGCUUCUCUUCCGCCGUCCUUGCUGCUCUCAAGGGCUUCAUGAACAAUCCACCUCCCAAAGACCGACCACUCCUCAUCUUCGCAACAUGCUCGAAGCGAACAGUCCUGCAGCAACUGGAACUGGAAUUUGAUGCUGAAAUUGCCGUUCCCUAUCUCCGCAGCGCACAAGAGCUCGGCGCUGUGAUGCAGCACAGUGGACAAUUCGACGAUGAUGGUAUUCGAAAAGCCCUCUCGGACAUCCAACAGACCACGGGUAGCUCGGAAAUCAACGUUGGUAUCAAGCAGAUUCUCACGCUGAUUGAGACGGCGCAGAGAGAUGAGGAUCCCGUUGCUCGAUUUGUGGAUGGCAUGUGUGACGUCGUGAAUCGGAACCGGGCAUUUGUGUCGUAG
Lecanosticta acicola is the source of this 2382-nucleotide messenger RNA. The record is from the annotation of a GenBank genome assembly. NCBI's taxonomy places the organism in Eukaryota, Fungi, Ascomycota, Dothideomycetes, Mycosphaerellales, Mycosphaerellaceae.